This is a messenger RNA of Oryza brachyantha (malo sina), 1347 nucleotides long. Its product is annotated as protein ALTERED XYLOGLUCAN 4-like. The coding region runs from base 1 to 1347 and encodes 448 amino acids. Gene Ontology annotation, cellular component: Golgi apparatus. The transcript is spliced from 2 exons. Gene Ontology annotation, molecular function: O-acetyltransferase activity. NCBI's taxonomy places the organism in Eukaryota, Viridiplantae, Streptophyta, Magnoliopsida, Poales, Poaceae. The record is from RefSeq and is a predicted model, not a curated record.
AUGGGAGCUUACCAGCCGCUGCAGCAGCAGCAGCACCAUGGCCAGAAGCACUCGAGCAGUACCGCCGCCGGCGGCGGCUGCGGCUACUUCCUGCCAAGAACCGUCGUGACGUGGCUCGCCGCCGCCUGCCUGUCGCUUGCUCUCCUCCACCUCCUCUGCUGCUCCCCUCCCGGUGGCCAUGAAGCUGUCUUUGCGCCUCUGCUCCAGUACUUCAAUGGCACUUACUCCUACAUCUCGGUGGGCGGCGGCGGCGGCGGAGGAGGAGGAGGGGUGGAGAGCUCGUCGUGCGACUACUCGGAGGGGCGGUGGGUGUGGGCGCCGGGGCACGCGCGGCGGUACAACGGGACGGCGUGCAACGUCAAGCCGGAGCAGGACUGCAUCCGCAACGGGCGGCCGGAGACCGGGUACCUGGACUGGCGGUGGCAGCCGGCCGGGUGCGGGCUCCCGGCGUUCGACGCGGCGGCGUUCCUGGCGGCGGUGCGCGGCAAGCACGUGGCGUUCGUCGGAGACUCGAUGGCGCGCAACCAGGCGGAGUCCCUCCUCUGCCUCCUCGGCGCCGCGUUCCCGUACGACCUCGUCGACCAGGACGCCGAGCACUACAAGCGGCAGUUCACGCGGUGGGCGUUCCCGUCGCACGGCGUGACGCUGUCCACCUACUGGGCGCCGUUCCUCGUCAGGUGCGGCGGGAAGCCGUUCAACUACAGCAUGCCGUACAACCUCGUCUACCUCGACGAGCUCGGCAGCCGGUGGGACGCCGACGCCGGCACGAUGGACGUGGUGGUGCUCACCGCCGGGCACUGGUUCUGGAACCCGGCCGUGUACCACCGGCGCGGCGAGGUGGUCGGCGUGCACGCGCACCCGGAGCUCAACCACACCGAGAUAGGCUUCACGUCGCCGUACCGCGAAGCGUUCCGGAUGGCGCUGGAGCGGCUCGCCUCCGACGGGCGGCGGCGGACCGUGGUGCUGGGCACCUUCGCGCCACCGCACUUCGAGGGGAAGCCCAUCUUCGACCCGACGGCGUGCACGAAGACGGAGCCGUACAAGGAGGGCGAGAAGGAGCUGGGCAGCAUCGAGACGGAGAUGAGGACCAUCGUGUUCGAGGAGGCCGCGGCGGCGGCGGAGAGGGACGCUGGCGGCGGCACCACGACGAUGAGGAUUGCGGUGCAGGACGUGACGAGGCUGGCGUCGAUGCGGCCCGACGGGCACCCGGGGCCGUACAUGCACCGCGACCCGUUCGCGCGCGGCGUGCCGGAGCGGAUGCAGACGGACUGCCUCCACUCCUGCCUCCCCGGCCCGGUCGACACCUUCAACGAGAUACUCCUCCAGAUCCUCGAGAGGAUGCGCUGA